AUGGGACCUGACCAGAAGUGGAAGUGUGUAGAGUGCAAAAGUGCUGAACCUAGGACGGAUAACACAAACACGCCCGUACGCAGCAGUAACGCGCGGCAUGAACAUGCCUACGUAAAUAUGAGCCGAGGUGCACAGACUCGGGUCGCUAUGAGCCCCGUGGCGCGCGAGGGUGACAGCUCCAUCAUGGAGGUGUCCUACACGGACAGCAACACUCACAACACCACCCCGCGCGACAAUGGGCUGGACACGACCUGCGUCACCGACACUCAGUUGCUUGUCUCCGAGCUUCGGCUUCUCCGCGAGGACAUGCGUGCGAUGAGCCAGGAGAUGCACGCUCUUCGCACUUCCCUGACGAGUCUGACAGCCAGGAUCGACGGCUGCGAUAGGCGGCUCGACGGUUGCGAGGACCGCAUCGGCGCGCUCUGUGCCCGUGUUGAGUCUUUGGAGACCCGACCCCAGUUGAGUGACGCCGCCCCUGACUCCUCUCUCGUCGAAACUGUGUCGCAACUCAGGUUGGAGCUAAACGACCGCGACCAGGAGCUGUUAUUAAAUGACAUCGAAAUAACUAGUGUGCCGGAGAGUAGCGGCGAGAACGCGAUGCAUUUGGUAACAGCCCUGAGCAAGAAACUGGGGGUCGAACUCACCGAGCAUGACAUCGUCGACGCUGGGCGUGUGGGGCGCGCGCCUCAGCUGCAGGAGGGUACCCAUGGGCCCGCCACGCGACCGCGGCCGCUCGUGGUGCGCCUGGCGCGCCGCGCCGUCAGGGACCGCCUGCUGCAGGCUGCGCGGGUGCGCCGUGGUGCCACCACGGAAGGCACCGGCAUCCCCGGGCGAACGCAAACCUUCUACGUCAACGAACGGUUGACCCCUCAAAAUCGGCGUCUCUUCUACAAGGCUCGGGAGCUUAAACAGCAGCAGUCUUGGCGGUACGUCUGGACCAGAGACGGCAAAAUCUACGCACGGCAGCAGGCUGGCACGAACUCGCCCCGGCACCGCAUACGCACUGAGUUAGAUUUAAAUCGUGUUUUUGGCUUACGAUAG
This is a messenger RNA of Cydia amplana, 1041 nucleotides long. RefSeq lists its product as uncharacterized. Bases 1 to 1041 code for a protein of 346 amino acids. NCBI's taxonomy places the organism in Eukaryota, Metazoa, Arthropoda, Insecta, Lepidoptera, Tortricidae. The record is from RefSeq and is a predicted model, not a curated record. The transcript has a single exon.